Ctenopharyngodon idella (grass carp) is the source of this 2238-nucleotide messenger RNA. It is a transcript of the gene pmm2, whose product is annotated as phosphomannomutase 2. Gene Ontology annotation, molecular function: phosphomannomutase activity. Gene Ontology annotation, biological process: GDP-mannose biosynthetic process; mannose metabolic process; protein N-linked glycosylation. NCBI's taxonomy places the organism in Eukaryota, Metazoa, Chordata, Actinopteri, Cypriniformes, Xenocyprididae. The coding region runs from base 139 to 891 and encodes 250 amino acids. The transcript has 8 exons. Gene Ontology annotation, cellular component: cytosol. The record is from RefSeq and is a predicted model, not a curated record.
GCUUCCGACAACACGGAAGUUGUGACGUUGCACUAGUGAAUGGAUGAACCGAAACUCUCAUACUGGCGUGUUGACACUGAGUCUUUGCAAAACUUUAUACGGAUCGAACUCUGAUUUAUAAAGUUUACAGAUCAUACAAUGGCCAGUACAACCGUGGACCCGACAACACUGUGUCUGUUUGAUGUAGACGGGACUUUAACAGCAGCUCGCCAGAAAGCUACUCCUGACAUGCAUCAGUUCUUGGCUGAACUGAGAAAGCGUGUAAGAGUCGGGGUGGUUGGAGGAUCAGAUUUGGACAAAAUCAAAGAGCAGUUGGGUGAUGAUGUGAUUGAUAGAGUGGAUUAUGUGUUUGCUGAGAAUGGUUUGGUAGCAUACAGGUUUGGGCAGCUACACUCUGUGCAGAGUAUUCAAGCAUACCUGGGAGAAGACAUUUUACAGGAGUUCAUCAAUUUCUGCCUCAAUUACCUUUCAAAGGUAAAACUACCCAAGAAGAGAGGCACAUUUAUUGAAUUCCGCAAUGGAAUGCUGAACGUCUCCCCAAUUGGUCGUAGCUGUAGCCAACAGGAAAGAAUCGAAUUCUUCGAACUUGAUAAGAAGGAGAAAAUCAGAGAAAAGUUUGUCUCUGUUUUAAAAGAAGAGUUUGCUGGGAAAGGACUAGCUUUCUCCAUUGGUGGGCAGAUCAGCUUUGAUGUGUUUCCAGAGGGCUGGGAUAAGCGCUACUGUCUGGGAAUUGUGGAGAAAGACUCAUACCAAAGCAUCCAUUUCUUUGGAGACAAAACAAUGCCUGGAGGAAACGAUUAUGAAAUCUUUGCAGACCCCAGGACAAUCGGUCAUGAGGUCAAGUCCCCCGAGGACACACAACGGAUCUGCAAGGAGCUCUUCUUCAGCUGAGACCCUAAGCAUGACCUCUGCCAUCCAGAAUGAAGACUACAUCCAAGAACUGUGAAACUAUGAACGAAAGUCUCAUUUGACAAGCCCAUGCCAUUAUUGUCUUUGUGAUCGUACAUCAUAACAGGUUCUGGAUAAACCUGUACAUACAGUACAUGUGUAUAUGUUUAUUUUAAAUGUAAUAUGAUAAAAAAAUUUUAGGUUUAAAAAACUGAUUGGUGCUAGUGUCAUGCCUGAACUUCUGUGCCUUCAAUCAUGUCAAUACUGGACAACAUAUAUUAUAAACUUACAAUUAUUAAACAUUCUGGUCCAAAAGAAAACAGAUAUCACUCAAUAAGACAAGAAGUACAGGUGGAUUUCAUAAAAUGUUACAUGUUGUGUUAAGGAUUAAUUUUUUUGUUUGUUUUUUUUAAAUCAGAAGCAAAUGUCAUUAAUGCAGACAGGUGUGGGCUUGACUAAAAUUAGGGGUGAAGGUGUAACAAUUUAGGUCUAAUUUUCAUUAGAGGGAAAAAAAAAGACAUCAGGUCAAAGGGACUAAAGGCUCUGUUAAUUUUUUGCUCAAAUUAAACUGAUUUACUAGUUAACUGCUGAAGUGAAAUAAGUGAAUGCAACAGUGUAGCUUAACUGUUUAAAGUGGCUUAAAUUUCCAAAAUUUCUGUCAUUAAUUACUCACCCUCAUGUCAUUCCACACCCGUAAGACCUUCGUUCAUCUUCAGAACACAAAUUAUGAUAUUUUUGAUAAAAUCCUAGAGCUGUCUGACUCGUCCAUAGACAGCAAUAUAAUCAACACUUUCAAGGUCCAGAAAGGUACUAAAGACAUCGUUAAAUCAGUCGACGUGACUGCAGUGGUUCAACCUUUAAUGUUAUGAAGCUACAAGAAUACUGUUUUUUUAGUAUAAUACAAAAUUCAUCCUGUGAAAACCAUUUUGAAAUUGGACGUUGCAUUACCAUGGAAAUGGUACUCUAAUUUCUUUUAGUGGGCUCCUCCCCUAGUGGGCAGUGUCAGAUUUCAUAUUACAAAUAUUACUUUAUAUUUAAAAGUUUUUUCUAAUCUUGACAAAAUGCAUAUCGUCGGAAAGGUCUGUGUCUCAAGGUUCCAUAUUUGGUGAUUGUUUUGUGAUAGAAUUGAUAUUUGGAUAGAUAUUUAUAAAUUUGUUACAGGAGUGCAUCAAAAAAAUUUCAAUGGAAUGUGGGUGACACCUGGUGGAUAUUUUUGGUACAGCACCUAAAGAAAAUCUCAUGGGAACUUCAAUUUUUGCAAUAUCAACUUCAAAUUUGGAGCACAGAUUGUUUAGACAUAUGGCUUUUUUGUAAACAAUUUUAGAAUAAAAAAAUAUUUGAUAAAAUAUA